Messenger RNA from Tripterygium wilfordii, 1790 nucleotides. RefSeq lists its product as uncharacterized. The transcript has a single exon. NCBI's taxonomy places the organism in Eukaryota, Viridiplantae, Streptophyta, Magnoliopsida, Celastrales, Celastraceae. The record is from RefSeq and is a predicted model, not a curated record. Bases 232 to 1473 code for a protein of 413 amino acids.
UCUCUUCUGCUCCUCCUUCAAUGCAAUAUAAUUUCUUCACACAACUGCGCGCUCUCUGACCACCUGCUCCCUUUCUUUUGUUUGCAUCUUCUCUCUCAGUAAAAAUAGCAAACACCUUCUGAGCAACCCACUCUAGCCUUCUGGCGUUGCAGAGAAAAAAGAAGAGAAACAGUAAGUAUAGCUUGGAAUCUCAACAAGGGUUUGUCAAGGACACGGGGAAGAUAAAACAACAUGGAAGGAAUCAAAGGAGGUGGCGGUGGCGGUGGCGGUGGCGGUGAUGGUGGAGGUAGAGUUGUCGUCGGCGAAGACGACAUGGGAGAUUCAAUGCAAUGCAGUGAUCAUCCUUAUAGAAACAACCCAGGUGGGAUCUGCGCAUUCUGUCUUCAAGAAAAGCUUGGCAAGCUUGUUUCGUCUUCAUUUCCUUUACCUGUUCGUGGGCCUUCUUCUUCGUCUUCCUCUCCUUCUGUUAGAUCUGAUAUUGGAAGUAGUGCUAGCGCUAUUGGUACUACUGGAACUUCUUCAUUUUCACUUGCAGUCCGUCCCACAACACGAGAACACCAAGAGUUCUACGCAAGGCGGAGCAGGAUUCCAUUUCUUUUAGCGAAGAAGAAGAAGAAAACUACAGCUUCAUCGCAAUCCGAUCGUGACAUUGUUUUCAAGAGAAGCAAAUCCACUACAACCCCAAGAAGGAACCGUAAUUUCUUGGACAAUGACGAUGGAGACUACUUGAGCCCAAGAAAACGAACUGGGUUUUGGUCCUUUCUGUACAAGACGACCAACAAUGGCAAGAAAACGGAGAAGAAGAUUACAUCAUUCAGUGCAGUAACAGCGGUGACAACACCAGCAGCGUCGGCAGUGAAACCAAAAGAGAGGUGCUUGGGGUCUUCCUCGUCAAAGAGAGGAGAUAAUACUCACAACAUUGUGGUGGAGGAGGAUGAUGAAUUUAGCCCCAAUAGCCAAGCCACUGCCUCUGCUUCAUCGUUUGAAAGAAAAGUUUCAAGAUCCAGAUCUGUGGGUUGUGGUAGCCGGAGCUUCUCCGGUGACUUCUUUGAGAGAAUCUCAACUGGGUUUGGUGAUUGCACGCUCAGAAGAGUUGAGUCACAAAGAGAAGGCAAGCCCAAGAACCCACCAGGAGUGAUGAAAGAGAGAGUAAAAUGUGGUGGAUUAUUUAGUGGGUUUAUUAUGACUUCCUCAUCUUCAUCAUCCUCCUCUUCAUCUUAUUGGGUCUCAUCAUCAUCUGCUGAAGACAUGAAUCGCAAAUCAACAACUGCAGUGACAGCAGGGCCUCAUCUAAAUGUUCAUGGUAGAAGUAAGAGCUGGGGUUGGGCAUUUGCUAGUCCUAUGAGAGCUUUCAGUACCAAACCCUCUUCAAAGGAUGGAAAUAAGAGAAACAGCAUCAUCAGAGAAGCUUCGAGUAAGAAAACUACACCGGAUUUGAAUGCCAUUCCUUCUUUGUUGGCUGUGAGAAGCUAAACGAUCACCAUACUCAUAAUUACAUUUUGGUUAUUAUAACUGUUCAUUCCCCUGCGUGAUCAUCUUCAGUUUCUUGUUCUCAGACUCGGUUGUGUUAUAGCUUUGUAUUUCAAUGUUUUUGUUAUUAGUUUCUUUUUCUUGGGUGAGUUAAAAAUUCAAUCUUGAAUGCCACAGCAGAACCCAUGAAGGAGAAGGAACUGUAUGAGAACUGUAUGUUUGACCAAAUAUUGAUUAUGAUGUAUUGUGAUUAGGUGGGUUGUUUUACUUGAUGAAUCUCAAUCUAUCUGUAUUCUUUAAUAUAUUUUGCAGAAUUUAUU